ACGCAACCUCGGCUCCGAAACCCUAGCCGCACGCAGUUGUCCACUUCUACUCCCCUCGCCUCGCCACACCCGCCGCGCGGCACGAUCAGACGCCAUGGCCGCCGAGAACUACUGGAGGUACGCUGAUGCGCGGCAGCAGCAGCAGGCGAUGGUGGCCGCCGCGGCGGCCGCAGCGGGGAUGGCUCCCGCGGCGACCGUCGCCGCGGCCCAGACGGUCGGGAGUGCGGCGGCGGCUAUGAACCAGCAGGCUGCCGCCGCCGCCAUGGCGCAGCAGGCCGCCGCUGCGCCGCCUCUCAAGCGUGCGCGCCCCGACUUCGGUGAUGUGUCUGGUGGGCAAGACAUGACAGGAUAUUAUCCACGUGAAACUGACAGGUCAGGAUACCAUUCCCUCAGAGAGAACGACACACUUGGGGCAUCUUAUGACCGUUACUUGCGCAAUGGGAUGGCCUCCGUCGGUGCAAAUGACACUUCUAGGGCUGCCGGGAUGGGUGCUGGAUUGGCUGCAGGGAUGACUGCAGGGAUGGGUGCUGGAAUGGCUGCAGGGAUGGCUGGCUAUGGUGUUGAUGGUCAGCGUAUGAUGGGUGUUGUUGGUAUGGACAGCAGAGGGAUGGGAUAUGGUGGCAGACCUGAGCCACCUCUUCCGCCUGAUGCAUCAAGCACUCUAUAUAUUGAGGGCUUACCUGCAAACUGCACACGACGGGAGGUUUCACAUAUAUUUCGCCCAUUUGUUGGUUUUCGUGAAGUUCGUCUUGUCAACAAGGAGUCCAGACAUCCUGGUGGAGAUCCACAUGUGUUGUGUUUCGUUGAUUUUGACAACCCUGCUCAGGCUACAAUUGCUCUGGAAGCAUUACAAGGUUAUAAGUUUGACGAACACGAGCGUGAUUCAGCCCAUUUGCGUCUGCAAUUCUCACGCUUUCCCGGUCCAAGGUCAGCUGGUGGGCCUCGCGGUAGGCGUUAAGACGUGCGGACCUCGUGGUUGCCGAACCUAUCGUUUAUACGAGCGAUCCAACUACGGUGGGCUAACGCUUCGAUAUGCGCUGAAUUUCGGGGCGGUGGCUUUUUAGGGUUCGUCAGCUCAUUUCGUGAAUGCGUGAAAGGGACAAUGCAAUAAGUGAUAUUCUGCCAUAUGUUAUUAGAUGCCGUAUAAUGUGUUAGGCAUGGAAAGUUAUUCGACAUACUGUAUCUGCUGCCUUAGCUAUUGUGGUCUACUGUAACUUCAUUACCUUGCUUCACAUCCGAGACAAUUUGAGUUUGUUAUCAUGUGGAUUAUCUGUUUUGAAAAUGAAAACUAGAUGAUGUUAGCCUAUUUU
This is a messenger RNA of Zea mays, 1310 nucleotides long. RefSeq lists its product as uncharacterized. Gene Ontology annotation, molecular function: RNA binding. The coding region runs from base 95 to 958 and encodes 287 amino acids. The transcript is spliced from 6 exons. NCBI's taxonomy places the organism in Eukaryota, Viridiplantae, Streptophyta, Magnoliopsida, Poales, Poaceae. The record is from RefSeq and is marked provisional.